AUGAGCAGCCCUCCUACAACUUGUUCCACUACACAUCCUAUGGGUGCGUCCCGAACUAGACGGCGGCGGUCACGGAGCCUCUCUGCGCAACGGAGGCGUAGACAGUCGUAUUACGAAGCGUUAGCAGAUACUUCUACAACAGCCUCUUCCAGAACCGUCAGAGGUCCAGACGAUGACUUUGAUGAAGUUAUCGGUGCACUUAGGAGAAAAGUGUACACCGACCUUCCUAAUAAGAUUAUAUACCCACUCAACACAGCUAUUUUGGUUCUGUCAACCUCGUCACUCGAUAAAGCACGUGAAACCUACCUUGAACACUGUAACGAGAAAAUGCCCCAAGAAAUCAACGGAAGUAUCGAUCUAGCAAAGGAGAUUCUGGGUCGAGUAACCCCAAUCAUAAAUGAGCUAAGAGGGGAGUCGAGGAGAAACAAGAGACUAAAAAUAAGCUUUGAAAGGAAGAUACAAGAAUGGGAAAAGAAGUAUGAAAUUGCCUGUCGACGGAGAAGGGACGCGGAGCAGCGAAAGGGACAGAUUGUGGAGCAAGUCCGGAGAAUAUACAAUGAUCAUCUCCCAAAAAAAAUCAAACCUUCAGACCAAGAAAGGUUUCCACGUGUUCAUGGAGACACCAACACCACGAAUCCCUCCUAG
Fomitiporia mediterranea MF3/22 is the source of this 645-nucleotide messenger RNA. RefSeq lists its product as uncharacterized. The record is from RefSeq and is a predicted model, not a curated record. The transcript has a single exon. The coding region runs from base 1 to 645 and encodes 214 amino acids. Lineage: Eukaryota; Fungi; Basidiomycota; Agaricomycetes; Hymenochaetales; Hymenochaetaceae.